Messenger RNA from Amoebophrya sp. A25, 3789 nucleotides. The record is from the annotation of a GenBank genome assembly. NCBI's taxonomy places the organism in Eukaryota, Dinophyceae, Syndiniales, Amoebophryaceae.
AGAAUACUCAUGCAUGAGACCUCCACCUGCGGCCGCGCAGCAUGAUCAAUUUUUCUAUCCAUAAAUGAUCUAUCAUCUUCAAAAUUCAGGUUGUUCCCUUCUGGUUGAGUUCAGGUUUCGGCGAGGGACAGAUUACAAGUCCUGGCUUCUUCAAUUCUGGGUACGAGAUCUGUCUUAGGAUCUUUCGAGUGGCGCUAGCUGAACAUCUGCCAGGUUCGUCUGCUGUGAUGCUGUACUCUCCUCGUGCCAAGUUCGCCUUCCUCCCGCGUGAAAGAGUGCUUGACUUCUUGCACCCGUUGAAUUUAUCUGUUCUGGCCGAUAUUGUCUCCGAUUUUGAGUUUGCGGACGACACAGUGACUGCGUCAGUGUUGCUACAUGCUGUCUCGAACUUCCUCUGCUGGGAGGCGACCGUCGGCAGAGAGAUGGGCGUCAGGCCUAACAAGGAAAAGACUGAGUUUUUAGCAUUGUUUAGUCCACGCCUGACCGCAUGGGUCCGCUACCUAGGGAAUUGGCUUGAUCUUGAGGAGGAUGGGCGCCGCAGAGUCGGGAGAAUGCUUAGUGCACUCACUGAAGUCGACAGAGUAUCUGGUGCGGCCGAGACGUCCACUGACUUUGCGGUGACGCUAACCUCUAGGGUCAGGUCAAGGGGCUCAUUCGCAAUUGGUGGUAGAACUUCGUCUGCUCUACAGAUCAGGCAGCGCCAAACAGUCAUGAACACAGCCGUCUGCCGUCUUUCAGGAAUGCCUCGGUAUGCACUUCGGCGUUACCAUUGUCCAAUAUCACGGCUGAUGCGACUCCGGCGCGUUCCGUCUGAGGCAGAUUUUACUCGUUAUUCUCAGUGUUCUUUCAUAGGUCAUCUCAUUCGCACCGAUACGCGUAGGUUGUCCCGUAGGGCUCUAUUUGGCUUCUGUGUGGCUGGCAGGCCGGAGCUGGACUGGAGGCUCCUGCCGUCCAACGAAAGGAGGCGACCUGGUCAAGUAGGCCCGAGGAUAUGGCAGGAGGUCAAGGACAGUCUAUCUCUAGUGAUGGGCGCGCGCGAUACAUCUCAGAUCAUAGCAGUCGCCUUGAGCAGACGCCACUGGAACACUGUACUAUAUGAGCUUCGAAUCAAGUUGACAAUGGACCACUACGCCACUGACAAGGGGGCUUCUCCUGAGUCGUUGGCCACGGCGAGGCUGUACUGGGUUGAGCAGUACACUAAAAGGGGAGACGCGUUGCCCGAGCUUGAUCCUCAGUGCAGAAGUGGCCUCUCUUGGUUCAACGAAGAUGGCAGCUUCGCUGACCCGGGACUAGACGCCAUCUGGAGACAGAAGGUUUUGACCAACUAUGAGCCGCAAAUGAGGUGCCGCUUCUGCUCGUUUUCGGUUCCCGGGUGGGAUGAGCGAUUUGCGCUGCAAUUGGUUCAGUCUGAGGGGAGGAUAGCGCUCCGACCGUCUGAUGCAGCUGCUGCUGCGGACGCGUCUGCCAAACUGUUAGUUGAGCACGAGGAGUCGUGUCCACGGCGCGAAGUAGCUCUUUUAUAUGACGAGUCCAAGUUUAGGCCUCCUCCAUCCUUCCGCUCUGGUGACAUCUGUGAAGUUGUAAGUAGUCUCCACGCAAGCUCGACGAAGGAGGACAAAGAUCUGCACUCAGUUCUUCGCUUGUUUACUGCUAAUGAAAUCAGGUCUGUCUUCACCCCAGCACAGGCACUGCGGAGAGAAAGCGACGAACAGUGGGCGUCUCAUGUUGGGGAGGAGCCGCUGAAGUGGGAGAAGGAAGUGGCGGAGUUCCCGGACUUCCGAUGUGGCAGCUCCAGUUCAGUAUGUGGGUCUUCUUCUAGUAGCUCGAGUAGUAGAGCAGCCAUUUCUGCUCCGUCGUUACUUCAGGGUGGACGCAUUGAGUGCUUCUGCGCAGAGUGUAGGGCUUGGGUUGUGAAGCAGCAGGCCAGGAGGCGCGCCAAGGGCCGCAGGUUGCGUGGUGGUGGUCUCUCGACGUCGUCCUCUUCUAUUCAGUUCACAACUACCUCCUCCUCGUCAGAUGAACAUAACGGAGUGGUGCCCGCGUGUGGUGGUGAUCGCCUGGUGUCCUCGAGAUUGGUGGAAGACCUUGAGGAUGACCUCCUAGCUGAGUCGCAGCCCUUGAGAACGCCUACUGUUGUUGUCUCUGAGAAGCAGUUUCAAUUCGGAGAUGGUCGCGGCAGGCGUUUUGAAAGUUUUUUAGCUGCUUUCAGGCACAUGAGAAGUCUUAAGUCAGACCGAGCUGCUGCUACUUUUUUACAAGCCAUAACAGUGCCGCCCGCCAAGAAGUCCGGUGAGAAAGUCUCGAGAGUCAAGCCCAGAAGGAAGCUCGCCAUUGACGCUGGAACUAGAAAGCAGAAAGCCCUUGCGCCGAGCUCUGCAGCAGACGGGGCUUUAGGUAGCGGGUCCAGUCUUAGCCGCCUGCCUCCGGGUAUCCAGUGGCACACGUCUUGGAGCGGUGCUGCUAAGAGCGUUUUUGGUGGGUGAUUUCGAGUAUACGCGAAAGUGACGAAAGAAGGCGAGUCGCGCACCAUUUUCGAGAACGUAACUGUAGAGGGAAAUGGAAAUGAUCCGCGUCUAGCUUUACUCGAGGCUCGAGCGGUACUAGAGCGCAUGAAGACCGACCCAGCGCCGUUUUUAGCGUCUCGCGCUGCGUGGAGAGAGAAGCGACGCAUUAACGCCGAGAAGAAGAAGAGAAAAGAAGCUGCUCGCUCCAAGUAGAAGCUGCUAGAGUGUAGCAGCUGAGUGAGUACAGCAAAGAGUCGAGCUCAGUGGUUGACUUGUAUUCUAGAUAAGGGCUGUGAGUAACGAAAAAAAGCGUUUUUGGAAGUGAGAAAGUUAGUGUUGUACUCUGUGAGAAAAGCAAGACUAGUGUUGUCUUUACGGAAGUUCGUCAAUAAAAAAUAAAAGAGCUUUAGCUUUCUUAUUUUUCAACUUUUCUAGUCUUUAUUUGAUAGUAGUCUCUACUAAGUUAGUCGCCCCGCGACUGCUUUGGUCUUACUCGUUAACUCAAGUACUCAAAUACUCACUUGUCCUAAGCAUAAGCAAUAGCGGCCCCGUAGUUGUACUUUCUGUUCUGUAUUUACUUUACUGACUUGUCCUGAAAUCUUAGUGGUGAUAAAGAACUGUCUUCCUUGUUCCUAGUAGUGAUUGCUGUCUCUUCUUCCUUAAGGUUGAACUAAAGUGAUAUUGAGUAAUUACUUCCUUUUAGUUGUCUUCUUAGAGUGUUUACUUCUACUUCCUGAGCUUCCGCCCUACGGGGUGUCUGUUUGAAACAUUAGCUUUCUUUCUAAGUUAGUCUUAGUUCCUCAGUUAUCUGCUUGCUGUGGUGAGUCCUUCAUGCUGUCUCCAGCUUUUUUGUUGAUUGCGAAACGUACUGCGCCCCUAUAGGUGGCCAGAAACAAUUUCUGAAAUCUCCAAAUCCAAAUCCAAGGAUGAAGAUGAAUUGCACAGAGCUUUUUAGCGUUAGCUUGGACGUCAUUCGUUUUUUGCAAAGUAGUGCAUUUUUGAUUGAAAAGUUUUUUUACGUAAAUCGUUCCUUCUGCUCUCCGCUAAAAAGCUUUUUUGUGCAAUCAACGUGUAAUAAAAAAGUCUCAGCAUGGUCUUAAGUUAAUAAAUUCUGGGAGAUAACAAUUCAUUUGUGUCUACAUUGUUAUCUCUUUUUUGUCUUGUUUGGUACCAAUCUAGUGUCUCUGUGGAGGGUCGUGUGGGCUAUUCUACAUGUUGACUGACAGAAGCACCACCAAAGCCAAAGAAGAACAGUGGUAGUGGCGGCAGAUGCCUUCUAUAUUUU